CAAUAGAUUAGCAAUAUCGAAAGGGCCUUGAUCGUUCUCUUACCAUCUGCAAGACUAGAUUUGUUAGCAAGGCAGCAAUGGCGGUUAACCCGAUUCUCCUUCCCGCCAUUUUCACCCGUUUCUUAUUCUUCUCUCUCUCAUCACAAAAUCAACUAAAUGAUGACAACCGCAAUCUCUUGAUCCGUGAAUUGGAUGACGCCAAGCUAAACCUCUCUCGUUUGGAAUCUGUUCUCGAUGAAACAAUUCAAAGGAUCGAUGCUAAAACCCUUCUUCUCAAAGAACGCGAGAAGCUUCUCGAGGACAUGGAAAACAAGAUCACUUAUCUUCGGUCUGUUCUAUCCAGUCUUAAGGAUGAGUCGUUACUUGCUGAUGAAAGGCUUAAAGCUUUACAAGAGGAGGUACAUUUGCUUUGGGAUGUUUCGAGAAAGAACAACUUUGAACUUCACGUUUUGGAAUUGAAAGCGCAGGAUGCUGAGGAAAGGCUCGAGGCUGUUACUUCGAAAGUUGAGAAGGUCGGCAUUUUACUUUCAUUGAUUUCAUUGCCGUGUAGACUGUCUGCUUCUGAACCUCUCUCGUUUGGGCAAAACCCGCUUUCAAUUUCUUUUCUAAAUACUUGCUUAGAAACAAAUACAAACAUUAUUCUUCACUCCUUCAUGCUUGUAAACAUGAUUGCAGAAUCUGUUCUCGAUGGAACAAUUCAAAGGAUCGAUGCUAAAACCCUUCUUCUCAAAGAACGCGAGAAGCUUCUCGAGGACAUGGAAAACAAGAUCACUUAUCUUCGGUCUGUUCAAUCCAGUCUUAAGGAUGAGUCGUUACUUGCUGAUGAAAGGCUUAAAGCUUUACAAGAGGAGGUACAUUUGCUUUGGGAUGUUUCGAGAAAGAACAACUUUGAACUUCACGUUUUGGAAUUGAAAGCGCAGGACGCUGAGGAAAGGCUCGAAGCUGUUACUUCGAAAGUUGAGAAGACGGCAGAAGUUGUUACAGAGCAAUGGAUUCAGAUUCAACAUCUUGAGCAGGCACUUCAAAUUGCACAAUCCAAAUAUACACACGCACACGCACAUACCUUCACUGGGAACCUUUGCAUUUGGAAUAAACAAAUGUCUUCAUUCUUGUCUGUUUCUUGGCAGCUGCAAGGUUUCAUCAAACAAGAAAUGCGAAGAAACGAAUUCACUGCAACCUUUGCCAACGAUGAACUCGUAUUCUUUCUGGCAUCUGCUUUGAUUACCUUCCCUGUACUGAGUGCUUGGAUGGCGCUGUCAUCACGGCUCAACUAGAUCAAGGAAAUCUUCCCUUCAAUAGUAGUGGCUAACCCUGAAAUAGUGUAAAUCAUCUCAGCUUGCUGCCAGUUUAUGUUAUCCACUGUCAUUUGGAA
This is a messenger RNA of Hibiscus syriacus, 1372 nucleotides long. RefSeq names its product tropomyosin, muscle-like. Lineage: Eukaryota; Viridiplantae; Streptophyta; Magnoliopsida; Malvales; Malvaceae. The record is from RefSeq and is a predicted model, not a curated record.